Molecule: messenger RNA, 1715 nt
Organism: Oryza sativa Japonica Group (Japanese rice)
Lineage: Eukaryota; Viridiplantae; Streptophyta; Magnoliopsida; Poales; Poaceae
Product: sulfite exporter TauE/SafE family protein 5
Biological process (GO): protein ubiquitination
Cellular component (GO): membrane; Cul4A-RING E3 ubiquitin ligase complex
Source: RefSeq, a predicted model, not a curated record
GAAACAGGCUUUGGAGGGGCAAAAUACUCCACACCGUGCGAAGCCGCGAAGGGCAAAGAAGAUGAUGACUAAUACCAAGCUCUUCCCUCUCGUCGCUGCCAUCUGCAUUUCCUUCCUGUCCGUAGCGUGCGCGUCCAACUCCACCUCGUCGCACCCCAGCUCCAGUUCUAGCCUCCUCACCAAACCGCCGCAAUGGCGGGAACACCUCCUCCUUGCCGACUCGUCCUCACACGUCGGCCUCGGCCUGAACACCGUCGCCGCAUGGCUACUCUCCUUCCUGGCCGCGUCCGUGUCGAGCGCCGGCGGCGUGGGGGGCGGAUCGCUGUUCCUCCCCAUCCUGAACCUCGUGGCGGGGCUCAGCCUCAAGCGGGCCACCGCCUACUCGUCCUUCAUGGUCACCGGCGGGGCCGCCUCCAACGUGCUCUACAACCUCCUCUGCACGGGCUGCGGGCGGCGCGCCGCGGCGGUGAUCGACUACGACAUCGCCCUGCUCUUCCAGCCGUGCCUGCUCCUGGGCGUCAGCAUCGGGGUGGUGUGCAACGUCAUGUUCCCGGAGUGGCUCAUCACCGCGCUCUUCGCGCUGUUCCUCGCCUUCUGCACCACCAAGACGUUGCGUGCCGGGCUCAGGAUAUGGAGCUCGGAGAGCCGCGGCGCCACCCUCGCAGUCGCAGCCGCCACCGCGCACGGCCGCGAGGAGCCCCUGCUGCUGCCGCACGGCACCGAUGCCGGCAAUGGCGGUGGUGCCCGCGGCGACGCGGGGUUCCCGUGGAAGGACGUGUCAGUGCUUGUCAUGGUCUGGCUCUGCUUCUUCGUGCUCCAUGUCUUCAUUGGCGAUAAGCAUGGAAAGGGUAUGAUCAGGAUAAAACCCUGUGGAGUUGCAUACUGGUUGAUCACCCUGUCCCAGGUUCCUUUCGCCGUGGCUUUCACAGCUUAUAUUAUAUACGCGAAGAGGAAGAAACAAGUUCUGCAUAAUCAAGAAGAUGGCAAGGCAAAUCCGGAGAGCACUAAAAUGGAUACCUUGCCCACGCUUCUAUUCCCACUGGCUGCUUUUGUCACCGGUGCUCUGAGCGGCCUCUUUGGCAUUGGGGGAGGCCUACUUCUGAACCCUGUUCUUCUUCAGAUUGGAAUACCACCGCAGGUACAGUGGUACACACACUACAGAUUCUUAAGCUACUGAAACUAUGGUCCUAUGGACCUAUGGUUACCAAGACUGCAGCAGCGACGUCUUCGUUUAUGGUCCUUUUCUGCGCAUCCAUGUCGAUGGUUCAGUUCAUCCUGCUAGGCAUGCAAGGCAUCGGAGAAGCUUCUGUUUACGCAGGGAUCUGCUUUGUUGCUUCGGUUGUUGGAGCGGUGGUGAUUGAGCGAGCUAUCAGGAAGUCCGGGAGGGUGUCGCUGAUCGUGUUCUUGGUAACUGGCAUCAUGGCGGUCAGCACCGUGAUCAUCACCUUCUUCGGAGCAUUGGAUGUAUGGGCGCAGUAUACUAGUGGAGCUUACAUGGGUUUCAAGUUACCUUGCUGACAUUGUCAGUAAGCUAAAUAUGUGCACACAGUUACACAACAAAAAAAAAAAAAAACAUCGAGUGAGAGGUGCUUGCUAUAAAUGGGCUUGCCUGAAAGAAGAUUUUGUUGUCCGUGUCAUAACAGGUAGUUAUUAGCUUACAGAAUUCUCACUACAAUAAAUACCAUUUCGGCAUUUUUGAUGCCCAUACUGAAAAA